Molecule: messenger RNA, 1395 nt
Organism: Elaeis guineensis (African oil palm)
Lineage: Eukaryota; Viridiplantae; Streptophyta; Magnoliopsida; Arecales; Arecaceae
Product: transcription factor MYB106
Source: RefSeq, a predicted model, not a curated record
UUCACUCCAAUGUCACUCUCUGUGCCAUUUUACAUUCACACACAAACACAAAAAGACUCACUGGCCUCUUAUUGCUGUUGACAAGAAUCUCUUCUCCUUGCGCGUCACUGCUAUAAGUUUAGGUCUCUAAACCCUUGAGAGCAUCUCCUUCUUCCUUGGAGGUGAGGAGGAUCUGCGAUGGGCCGAUCGCCAUGCUGCGAAAAGGUGGGCCUGAAGAAGGGGCCAUGGACACCGGAGGAGGACCAGAAGCUGCUGGCCUACAUCGAGGAGCAUGGCCAUGGGAGUUGGCGAGCAUUGCCUGCGAAAGCUGGACUGCAGAGGUGUGGGAAGAGCUGUAGACUGAGGUGGACAAAUUAUCUGAGGCCUGAUAUCAAAAGGGGGAAGUUCAGUUUGCAGGAAGAGCAGACCAUCAUUCAACUUCAUGCUCUUCUUGGAAACAGGUGGUCUGCAAUAGCCACCCAUCUACCCAAGCGAACCGACAAUGAGAUCAAGAACUACUGGAACACACACCUCAAGAAGCGGCUGGCCAAGAUGGGGAUCGAUCCGGUGACCCACAAGCCCAAGAGCGACGCCCUCAGCUCCGGCGAUGGCCAGUCCAAGAGCUCCGCCAACCUCAGCCACAUGGCCCAGUGGGAGAGCGCCCGCCUCGAAGCCGAGGCCCGCCUCGUCCGGGAAUCCAAACUCCGCGCCGCCGCACAGUUCCAACCGCAGUCACCCUCCUCCUCCGCCCCUCCACUGCCUCCGGCGCCACCAGUCAACAAGUCGGUGGCUCCCCCGGCGCCUCCCCCUCCCUCUCUUGAUGUCUUCCGAGCAUGGCACGGAGUCUGGUCCGCCAAACCAACCACCGGAAACCCAGGUGGAAGGAUCGAUCUCGAGUCGCCAACAUCCACCUUGAGCUUCUCGGAGAACGUCCUGCCGAUCAUUGGCGGCGGGCUAGUCGAUGGCAAUUCCACAGUGUGUCAUCUAGGAGCAGCUCAGGAGCUGGAAGAAGAACAAGACUUGGAGUGGAAGUGCUUCGAGAAGCAACCACUCAGAAUGGUGGAGAUCAAAGAUAAUAGAAUUGAUAGCUUUGCUAGCUUUUCGAUGGACACCACGUCGGUCUUCGGUGGUGAGUCCUCGCCGUGGCUUCCGGAGUCGUCGAGCAUAGGGACCGGGUCCUCCAGUGGGGAAUUCGGAGCAGGGUUCACGGGCAUGCUGCUGGAUAGCUCUGAUGACCGGAAUUCUUCGGAUGGGCGCGGAGAUUCUGACAACUUGGAGGGUGGAAGUUGUGUGGAAGAGGAGGGGAAGGAGGGGGAGGAGAGCAAGAACUAUUGGAACAGCAUUCUUAAGUUGGUCAAUUCGACAUCCCCCUCGAGUUCGCCGCCUGUGUUCUAGAAAUGGUGCUAUCGACUAGAA